GAUAGAACUUGAGUAAAGCCAGCCAUCGAAAUUAGCUAAAAGCGCAUAGCAUUUUAUGUAAAAUUUUAUAUAUACUAAACUGUUUGGAUUAUUAUUCUAUCUGCAAAAAAACCCUUGGGUCCGUUGGAGAAUACAGUGUUUGAACGGAAAUUUGUUACAUUAAAAGUGAGUCAAUAAUGAGUGGACCGAUUUUUGGAAGCAGCAAUGCUCUUGGAGGCAGUUCCGGUGGGAAUCGUCACCUUGUGGAAUUUCGCGCUGGGCGGAUGAAUCUUGUCAACAAGAUGGUUCACCCGGAUAAUCGAAAAGGGUUGGUUUAUGUAUAUCAGGCUGAUGAUGGGCUCAUUCAUUUUUGCUGGAAAGAUCGCACCACAGGAAACGUCGAGGAUGAUUUGAUUGUUUUUCCCGACGAUUGCGAAUUUAAGAAAAUUGAAAAUGUUAAAAACGGUCGGGUAUUCUUGCUUAAAUUCAAAAGUUCUAGUCGUCGAUUGUUCUUUUGGAUGCAGGAACCGAAAACAGACAAGGAUGAAGAAUGGUGCCGCAGAAUCAACGAGGUUAUCAAUAACCCUCCAUCGUCGAAUAGCUUGAGCGGUGGUUCCGGACGAGGUGGCAGUGGAAGUGAUAAUGGAGAUUUGCAGUACAUAAUGCAAAACAUGUCUCAGCAGCAGUUGAUGCAACUAUUUGGAGGAGUCGGUCAAAUGGGAGGGCUAAGUAGUCUUUUGGGCUCCAUGAGUCGUUCAUCCUCGGGAAAUUCGAGUAGCCGCACUAGCGCCACACCUUCUAGUCGUAGUGCUCUUACGUCCAGCAACACCGGCAGCGGUACAGUCACAACGCCGACAGCGGCAUCAAACUCCCCUUCUACUCCACGUGCACCUCGAAAGAAUGCUUCCGAUGCAAAUAAAACUACUGGUGGCACAGCUGCGGCGACGCCUUUAACGGGAAGCAAUACCGGCAACGGAUCCGGUGAAGUUAAUAAUGCAACCUCUGGUGGAAACCGUGUCCGUCUGGCUGAUCUCCAAAAUUAUUUGGCCGGGAUGAGCCCAGCUGGAGCAAACGGUGGACAACGACGCAACGUAGAUCUUGCUUCAGCAGUAAAUUCAGAAUCGCUCUCAUCCGUCAUCGCAGUCCCAGAGCAGGUUGAAGCACUGGUGGAGCAUUUGCCACAGAUCGAAGGAGAUGAAAACAAAAAGCAACAGCUUAAGGAAACCUUAUCAUCACCCCAGUUUCAACAAGCUCUAUCAAUGUUUUCCAAUGCCCUGCAAUCUGGCCAGCUAGGUCCGGUAGUUUCCCAUUUUCAAUUGAAUGCAGAAGCAGUAGCUGCUGCAAAUAGUGGCGAUCUAGAACAAUUUGUCAAAGCACUGGAAGCCGCCCACAACCAAGGCGAAGCAGACAAGACAAAACCAUCUACAACCAGCCCAGAAAAAACCGAAACCAAGGAAGAAAACGGUACAUCGGCGGCCAAAACAGAUAAAAAGGAUGAUGACGAGCUGGAUUAGUUUGUUUUUUCAUGUUUAUAAACUUUAAAUCAAAUGUUUAUUGAUUUACCGUUGCUUUGAAAAUUAAAAAAACUGGGUUAAAAAACGUUAGGAAGGUUAAAACUCUAGAUGGCAGAACGAAUGGAAUAAUCAAGGCAGUGCCAAUACUAACUAACCUACAACGCGAAUGCAAGGAAUGUUUCUGUCUUCAAUUACCUACCUAAAUACUUACUGCUAAUGGUUCGCAGAUAUUUUAAAACUAUUGCAUUAUAUUUUCAAACAAUCCUAACGAGAAGCGAACAGAAGAAUAUUGUUUCAUCUGACACACACCUAUCACACAAACUGCACAUAAAAAUAAACGCUUCUUGUAUAAUCGGCAAACUUUGCUGCAUAAACCAAUUAUGAUGUAGAGAAAUCUUAGGGAUUAUGAAAAAUACGAAAAAUAAAUGUUUCA
Molecule: messenger RNA, 1926 nt
Organism: Sabethes cyaneus
Lineage: Eukaryota; Metazoa; Arthropoda; Insecta; Diptera; Culicidae
Gene: Rpn13
Product: proteasomal ubiquitin receptor ADRM1 homolog
Exons: 3
Coding region: 177-1493 (438 amino acids)
Biological process (GO): ubiquitin-dependent protein catabolic process
Cellular component (GO): cytoplasm; nucleus; proteasome regulatory particle, lid subcomplex
Molecular function (GO): endopeptidase activator activity; ubiquitin binding; proteasome binding
Source: RefSeq, a predicted model, not a curated record